GAUGUCAGCGGUCACAUGGGCCGGAAAAUGUGGGGCUUAAUUCCUGUGUUUGACUGCUCUCAGCUGCUGCUCCUUUGCCCUUCGCACUGCAAACCCGCCGUCCGCCCCAUCCCGACCUCCAACUCCCCGGUGGACUCUCCUCGGCGCACCAUGUCGGCAGACCAAGCUUUUGUGACUUUAGCCACAAAUGACAACUACGCCAAGGGAGCAAUGGUUCUUGGCCAGUCGUUACGGAACCACAGCACAACCCGGAAACUGGUGGCACUCAUUGGACCUCAUGUUGCUGAGCCUUGCAGGGAUGCGCUGCACUCAGUUUUUGACGAGGUGGUCAUGGUGGACGUCAUGGAUUCGUGCGACGCAGCUAAUCUGGCUCUGAUGAAGCGGCCGGACUUGGGCGUAACGAUCACCAAACUGCACUGCUGGACCCUCUUGCAGUACAGCAAAUGUGUGUUCAUGGAUGCCGACACACUGGUGCUGUCCAACAUAGAUGAACUUUUCGAGAGGGAAGAGUUGUCUGCAGCUCCGGAUCCUGGUUGGCCAGACUGUUUCAACUCCGGCGUUUUUGUCUUCAGGCCGUCCAAAGAGACGCAUGAAGAGCUGCUUAAGUUCUGCACUGAAAAAGGCAGCUUUGAUGGUGGAGAUCAGGGGGUUCUCAACAGUUACUUUAACACCUGGGCGACGGCGGACAUUUCCAAACACCUCCCGUUUAUCUACAACCUCAGCAGCAUCGCCAUCUACUCCUACCUGCCCGCUUUCAAACAGUACGGCCACGACGCGAAGGUGGUGCACUUUCUGGGCAAAGUGAAGCCGUGGAACUACUCCUACGAUGCCCAGAGAGGCGAGGUCAAAGGUCACUCUGCCUCCCCUGACCCGUGCCAGAUGCACCCGAACUAUUUGCUCCAGUGGUGGCAGCUGUACGCCGCCUCCGUCCUGCCGUUGCUGCAGAAGGCGUACGGCGACGCCCCGUUCAGCAGCGGCUUCGUGAACCAGAGCAGUCCUGUACGUGCCAGUGUGAAUGAGAAACAGAACGGUGUCAGGGCGAGCGUCACGAAGACGCGAGGGAGCAGCCCAGGUUUCCUCCCCCUCCCUCCCUGAGGCUUUCGUCAGCGGAGAGGAAGCAGCGCUGGGAAGCGGGCCAGAUCGACUACUUGGGCGACGAUUCCUUCACAAACAUCGAACAAAAACUCAACUCUUUCCUCAAGUAGCGCGCGUCUGAGGGAGUGUGACGGACACCGGUUCGAGCUCUGGGAUUAAGGGGGUGGGGGGGGGGAAGGUGCAGCACCGCUCAGCCAAACAUGGGGGGUUGUGGCUUUUAUUCUUCUGUCUUGGUAGGAUUUGUUUGGCAGAUCUUCCAUGCACUCCAAUAUAAAACUUAGUUGUUUUUCCCCCCCCCUUUAAACAGUUUGACAUGAUUUGGGGAGCAUAAUCUUACUAAAAUUUAGAUAUUUAGAGUGAAGUAGUUGCCAGCAUCCAGUGUAGAAUGAAGACUAGAAACGAUUAAUCAUGUUAAAUCUAAGCACUGUGAAUGUUAGAAUAAUUUAAAUGUGCAUCAUGGGUAAAACAAGAGGCUAAAUUCACCCCUCAAAUGUUGUAAAAUUUACUGAAUUUCUUUUUUUCAAAUUCACUUUUGCCAAUUGUUGGGUCGUGCUGCGGUUCAGGAAAACGGCCUUUCAGGCUCAACCCGAAGGCAUCAAAGAGCAGGUAGACAAACAUCUCGGAAAGGGACACCUGCUGCACCUGAAGCAUAAAAUCUUUCUGCAAAUCUGUUCAUUGCCAAAACGUUUUGUCCUCUUUGGUGGUUAGAGUAUAUUUCUCAUUUCAAAACUUCUGUUGGAUUAUUUUGUUUUGCUCCUUUUGUUGGUCUAAAUUGUUGGGUUCUCUGCUUUGUGCAGCUGUUUUCUUGGAUGCACUGUUCCUCCUCCUCCUUUUAUGAGAAUUAUCCACAAAUCUCUGCCACAAGAGUGCAAAAUUGAGCAUUUUGCUCAAUAAAAAUGCAUUCACCCCCACAGCUCCUUACUAUACUUGCAAUAAGUCUCUGCCUAGACUACAAAGCACAUAUGCAACAGGCUCGUUCCCUUCUUACCUUAGCCAUGACUUUGACACAACAGUGUUCACCUCAGGAGUGCGUAGAGCAGCAGCGUCUCUGUCUGUGCCUCUGACACUCAUCAGCUCCCUGUAACUUCACCUGGUGUAGUGUUGGCUUGUAUUUGCAUGGCACAGAGCUGAUAAGCGUCUCUGUGAUUUUAGAAAGUGCUUCCACCCAGGACUAAAGGUGAUUUAAAGGUUUAUAUGUAUGUUUCUGUGCGCUCCUCUAGUGCUCCGCAUGUCCGUCUCCAUUGGAAUCGUUUUGGUGUUCGUGGCCGUGCCCCGGCGUUUCAUCACUUCCUGUCUGUAGUGUGACCAGCUGCCUUAUUGCCUGCUCACCGUUUACGAAACCUCUCUGACUGUAACUGCUGCUAGUGACACAUUUCUGUGAAUCCCUCUUCCUGCCCCUCCCUUUGCUGUCGACAGCCACUUUACUUCUACCUGCCUGCUGGUCAAAGUGUAUCCUGAUGAUUCACUCCUCCGUCCAUUGCACACACUCCCAAAAGGAAACGUGUUAGAGGCGAUAGUAAGUCUGAAAGCAGCUGGAUGAUUGUUGUUGUGACAUCUUUUGAUGCAGCUGUUAACUGUUCACCUUUAAAAAUAAACAAACCUGUGGAAAAAAA
Messenger RNA from Xiphophorus couchianus (Monterrey platyfish), 2708 nucleotides. RefSeq names its product glycogenin-1-like. Bases 16 to 1095 code for a protein of 359 amino acids. Gene Ontology annotation, molecular function: glycosyltransferase activity. The transcript has 7 exons. NCBI's taxonomy places the organism in Eukaryota, Metazoa, Chordata, Actinopteri, Cyprinodontiformes, Poeciliidae. The record is from RefSeq and is a predicted model, not a curated record.